Molecule: messenger RNA, 675 nt
Organism: Theileria orientalis strain Shintoku
Lineage: Eukaryota; Apicomplexa; Aconoidasida; Piroplasmida; Theileriidae
Exons: 3
Coding region: 1-675 (224 amino acids)
Source: RefSeq, a predicted model, not a curated record
AUGUAUUUCAGUAGAUUAAACGAUACUCUGAUGCUGAAGAGGAGAUGGUUCUCAGUUAAGCCGUUACCGCCAAAGGAGAAGAGACUAAAUCACAUACCUCCAGACCCUAAGGUUACGACUGGAUUUAGAGGGAAUCAUAAUCAUGGAAGGAGGCUCUACGAUCAGGUUUAUCCUACGACAAAGGUUCCAACUGUCUUUUUGCCGCGAUACCCGCUCGACUGGCGUAAUGCCGGCAGGUUCAUUUUAACAUCUGGAAUGGGAAGAAUCGAAGGCAGAAGAUUGUAUAGGCAUCCUCAUUCUCUGAAUUAUCAAACUUCAUCUCACUGUGGAGACAGGUGUGCAAGUGUUUGCUCAAAGUCUCAAUUCAAGUGCUUAUGUUCGCUGAGGUCAAAUGACUUAAACGAACAUAUCGCAAAUGUCGACUCUAUGUUGACAUCGUACAAGGCUCCAGUUGAUACUAAUAAGCAAGUAUUCUCAGUUUUAAACUAUGUGCCUAAGAAGAGCUCAUUCAUAUCAAAUAAACUCUUGAAACUUGAUUCUUCAAAUAGGUACAAGUUGCUAAAGAAAACGUAUAAAUUUACUGUUUUCAACGACAGGGACCAAGUUUCAACAUCUAAUUACGACAACCUAUUGCCUCAAACACCAAGUUACAGCAUUUUUGAUGUAAAACAAUAA